Aspergillus japonicus CBS 114.51 is the source of this 1065-nucleotide messenger RNA. RefSeq lists its product as uncharacterized. NCBI's taxonomy places the organism in Eukaryota, Fungi, Ascomycota, Eurotiomycetes, Eurotiales, Aspergillaceae. The transcript has a single exon. The coding region runs from base 1 to 1065 and encodes 354 amino acids. The record is from RefSeq and is a predicted model, not a curated record.
AUGUCUUCACUGACUUCCUUCCCCAACUUCUCCGACCUCCCCUUCAAGCUCCGCGACCUGAUCUGGCUAUUCUCUCUGGACGAGCUUGCCCUGAGUUGGAAGCCUCGGGAGCUCGGGCCUCUUUUCUACCCCCUGCAGCAACAGAAUUGGCAGCCCCGGGAUGCCACGGGGCAGAUGUCCAGCCCCGAGGAAGAUAGGGAAGAGGCCAAGGAGCGCCAGCUACCGCUGUACCAGUAUCGGCAGCGGAUCCCCCACUUCGGGGUCAAUGGGGAGGCGCGGGCGGCGGCGAGCAGCUGGGCAAGUAAGCAAGAGGCGGGGUGGCUAGCGGCGCACCAGGGCUGUGUGGACCCUCGGCGGUGCGCGACCUGGUUCGACGGGGAUCGGAACGCGCUUGCGCAGCCGCGGCUCUUCCUCCGCAAGACGGGCGGGUUCUCGGACGGGUUCUUUCUGUCCCAGGCAGAGUACGAGCGCUGUCGCGACGUGCUGGGCUGUAGCCGCGGAGGACAGCACCCGCCAGGGACCGCUUGGAAGCUGAGCCGAUUGUGGAGCUAUCAUCUCUGCGAGUAUGAGAUACGGGGCGGCAUGUCCCCGCCGCUGGCCGUGCCGCUGGCGCUGUUGCGGUGGGACCCGGACGCCCUGAAAAACAUCAUGCUAUGGGAUAGGCGCUUGGCGGACGGUGAUUUUCCCGGCUCGGUCCAGGGGGUGGUGGUGAUUAUGAAUGAGUUGCCGAACCAUGGGGAAUGCAUGACUGUACAGGAUGGGUGGAAGCUGGACCUCAUGCGGCCGAUCUGGAAAUUCAGCACUGCGCUAGGGGCACAGCCACCCCAAGGGCGGCGUGGUGUCACCUGGCGGAGCGAUCGUCUUGGUUCUGGGAGAAAACAGCUGAUCGGUGCUGAAGCUUGGAGCGUGAUUGAGCACGCAAUCUCCCGGCUGGACCUCGAGGGAGGUCUCCAGAUCCACUACAUUAUGCCUAUGCGCGCUGUGCGGCACGACGAACCUGUCAAACCACCUAGCCACUUCGUAUAUGAUCCUGAAUAUGCUGAUAAGGCUGUCGGUACAGAUUGA